AUGUCGACACCUACCGAGGAACAUGAAAAGUUUCAGCUGCAGGAGCAGCGCAAUGGCAAACACCCCGAAUCCGACGAGGUAUUCCCCAGCUCCGACGAUGGAACAUACGUCCCCGAGAAUCAACCUGAGCGCCGCAAUGACCGCCUUCGUGUCGAUACCUCGUAUUCCGACGAGCACGGGGGCUCAUUGAUGGGGACUCCAUCCGCACGUCGGGAGGAGUCAACCCGGCUAGAGGAUGACUUGAUGCUGCUGCAGGCUGAGCGGGUGGCUUCCCGCUCGACGCAGGCCGAUCACGGCGACGGAGAACGAGCGUCCAUGAGUCGAUCUCGCUCGCGCCGAGAGGAGCUGGUGGACGACUUCCUCGAGGCCACCAACCCCAUUCACGAGAAGACCACCGUGUACCGGCCCCCCGAGACCCCCAAUACCCGACUCUCCCAAUUCGUGAAGCGCAUCCACGAGUCCAGCUUCAUUGUUCGAUAUCUCACCUACAUCGUCCCGGUGGCCCUGGUGUUGCUGAUUCCGUUGCUUGUGGGCGCCCUCCGGUUCAAAGAUGCCAAUGUGGGCGGUGUCCGGUUGAUGUGGUUUGCCAUCUGGUUGGAGAUUGUCUGGCUCACCCUCUGGGCUGGUCGAAUUGUGGCCAAGUGCAUCCCCCCCGUUGUCGGAGUGCUGGCCAGCAUCUUCACCAACAAUGCUAAAAAAUGGCGGGACCUGGCUUUGCAACUCGAGAUCCAUGCCGCGCUGUUCUUCUGGUGGCUGGGAGUGGAGAUUUCCUUCUUGCCGACCAUGAAGAACCACCACGUGUCCGGGGAUACGAACACCAAAAGCUGGGAAGUGACGGUCAACAAGAUCAUUAUCGUCAUUUUCGUGUGGACCAUCUUGAACCUGAUCGAGAAGCUGAUCAUCCAGCUCAUCGCUAUCAGCUUCCACCUGCGGACCUAUGCCGACCGGAUUGAGAUCAACAAGUUCCAGAUCGGCAGUCUCACGAAGUUGUAUGCCUGGUCGCGCGCCCGAAUCGAGGAGACCGAUGAUGCCUUUGCCGAGAAAGAAGACACCGUUCCGUCGGGGGCUCGCACUCCCCUACGAUACGCCGACAAGGCGCACAAGGUCGCCCGUGGCGCCCUGAACAAGGCUGGUAAUAAGGUCGCCGAUUUGGCCGGAGGGGUCGUGGCCGACUUUACGGGCCGCAAAGUCCGCACCAGCUCCGACCCGUACCAGGUGAUCCGCACGCUGCUGCGCACCACCUCGGGCUGCCAGGUGUUGGCCCGUCGUCUGUACCGGACUUUUGUGCGGGACGGGUUUGAAACGGUCUUCUCGGGUGAUCUCAAAGAGGCCUUUGACAAUGGCGACGAGGCCGAGGCCGCGUUCGCCAUGUUUGAUCGGGAUAUGAACGGCGAUAUCUCCAUGGAGGAGCUCGAGGCUGCCUGCGUGGAAAUUGGCCGCGAGCGCAAAUCCAUCACCGCAUCGCUGAAAGACAUUGAUUCCGUCGUCUCCAAGCUUGAUGAUAUCCUCAUGUUUUUCGUCAUCGUCAUCGUCCUCAUCGUCUUCCUGUCCCUCAUCUCCACCUCCACCGCGGGCGUGCUGACCUCUGCCGGAUCCAGUAUUCUGGCGCUGUCGUGGCUGUUCUCCGCGACUGCUCAGGAGUUCCUGCAGAGUCUGGUCUUUGUGUUUGUCAAACAUCCCUUCGAUGUGGGUGACCGAGUGACCAUCUACGGUAACACCGGUGACAACGGGCUGGGGGAUGACUACUUUAUCAAGAAAAUCUCCCUUCUCUACACCGAAGCCACCAAGAUGCAGGGACACGUGGUCCAGGCGCCCAACAGCUAUCUCAACGGCCUCUUCAUUCUCAACCAGCGUCGUUCUGGGCCGCUCGAGGCCGUCCCCGUGACCAUCAAGUACGGUACCUCCAUUCAGCAGAUGGAUGCGCUGCGCCAGCGUCUGUUGGAAUUCGUUCGCAGCGAGAAGCGCGAUUUCCAGGGCAACAUCUUGACCGAGCUGCGCACCGUCACGGAAAACUUCUCCGUCACACUCAACGUCGUCUUCUUCUACAAGUCCAACUGGCAAAAUGAGGGCCUCCGUCUGCAACGCCGCAACAAGUUCAUCUGCAUGCUCAUGACUGCCCUUCAGGAGAUUGGCAUCGAGGGCCCACGCAUGAACCUCCAGGGUGCGACCACCGACUUCCCCGUCCACAUCAACUAUGGUCAGCCCCCCAGCUAUGCACCUCCCGGCCGCACCCCCAGUGGACCAGACAACCUCCACUCGCUCGACGAGGCUGCUGGCACCCUGCCCGAGACCCAGAACUCCAGCUCGGCGGCCCGCCAGCAGUCGAUCCUGCGCAGGGGAUACACUGCCCGCCCCCGCGGAGGGUCCGUUUCGCGGAAACAUGUCGACUUCUCCCUCGGCAUGUCCAACAUGGCCUCCAACGAUCUCAUGGGCGACGUCUUUGAGGAUCGCCAGCCCCGCGUCGACGACGUUGUCCGUGCGUCCAACCGUGAGGCUCGUGAGCGACGGAUUCAGGAAGCCGUCGAGGAGGAGGAGGAAGAGCGUGCCAGUCACGGCUCCGGGUCUCGUCUGUCGCUCCGACACCGUCGUCCGUCCAAUUUGAGCGCCAUGUCGCAUGGACGCAAUUCGACCGAGGCCCCGAGUUUCGCCAGCGGCACCUCGACCCGGAAUCGCUUCUUCCGUCACCGGAGCAGUGUCAGCCACGAUCAGGAGGAUAUGAUGGAGCAAGGGCGCGUGGAUGGAUCUUCUCAGCAACCUACCAUCUCCAUUGCACAAGAUCCGCAAAGUCAUGAUCGGUCGCAGUAG
Messenger RNA from Penicillium oxalicum, 2805 nucleotides. Its product is annotated as Mechanosensitive ion channel family. Gene Ontology annotation, cellular component: membrane. Gene Ontology annotation, biological process: calcium ion transmembrane transport; intracellular calcium ion homeostasis. Gene Ontology annotation, molecular function: calcium ion binding; calcium channel activity. The record is from RefSeq and is a predicted model, not a curated record. Bases 1 to 2805 code for a protein of 934 amino acids. The transcript is spliced from 2 exons. NCBI's taxonomy places the organism in Eukaryota, Fungi, Ascomycota, Eurotiomycetes, Eurotiales, Aspergillaceae.